Spirometra erinaceieuropaei is the source of this 9571-nucleotide messenger RNA. NCBI's taxonomy places the organism in Eukaryota, Metazoa, Platyhelminthes, Cestoda, Diphyllobothriidea, Diphyllobothriidae. The record is from the annotation of a GenBank genome assembly.
CCCCCCCCCCCCCCCCCCCCCCCCACGUGACUAAUUCCCCUGUCCAGGGAAAAUCUCAGCACGGAAUAUUGUACGGGAAGGUCAUUGCGCUUGUUGAUGGAUUGCGGGCCUGAGAACCAUGACUCAAUCAGCUCGUGGCUAACGCGAUUGUCACCCCAUGCGAGGAUUUCGGCUUCUUGAAAUUUGAAAAUAUGGCCGGGUCCCGUCGAGUGCGCCGCCACUUGAGAGUUAGCGUCUCCCCGCCUCACUGCUGCUGCGUGCUCGGCAAUUCGCGUACCGAGUAAUCUCCCAGUGUCUCCGACAUAGUUGUUUUGUCCGCAACUACACCAGAUCCGGUAAACGGGACCCGGCCAUAUUUUCAAAUUUCAAGAGGCCGAAAUCCUCCCGGUACCAUAUUCCGUACUGCGAUUUUCCCUGGGCAGGGGCAUCAGUCACGUGGGGAGGGCGCGGGCGAGCAAUUAUCACAGUGACAGUGAGCCAGUUUGCCGAGCAAUCGUCACACCAGCAUCCAGCACGGGUGACGAAAUCACGGCCAUUAACGACUCGGACCGACAAGCCACCGCCGCAUCAAUUACGACCCCAGCGAUGAUUGCGAGAACUGUUAAUUGCAGUGCGCAUACGGUCCACGGCAGGCACGUGCUAUAAAUACUGCACUCCUGGUGCCACCAUCACCUGUAUCUGCGAAUGUCUCUGGUGAUGGAUUCGAGUGGGAAUCCGGCACGUCAGGCCAAUAGACUUCUUGUUCCAGUGAUCGCAUCUUUAUCUUCUGAACUGCUGUCUGGAACUCGCCUGUUCGCUUCUAUCAGUUCUCUUGUUUUCAACGGUGGUUCGUGUAUUAGAUUUAUUAAAAAAGAAUUUAAACUUAAAUUGCCAUCAUAUGGGAAAGUGGUAUGUGCAAAAUAGUCCGUCUAUAAUGUUUCGGCAACGCUGUUCUGCCUAUAUCACGCGCCGCUGUGCGGCUGCUGAUUGGGCUCGGGAGAGAGCCCUUAAGGCAAAACGGGACGAGUGAGGUCCGUAGCGCGAUCUGUUUAUACCAGAUCCCAACCGACAGGACAACAAACCCGUGGUUCAAUGGUUAAGAAGCUGGACUUCUAACCAACAGGUCGCGAGUUUGAACCUCGGGAGUUGCACAUUUCGAGGUUGGCUAUGACUGGCUGACGACGGCUAAUAAGCCGUAAAUGGCCACUCCAGUCUCCCUUAUCUUUUAUUCUCUCCUAGCUCUGGCUUCUACGAUUCGGUCUCCUGAAACAAACCAAGCAGUACGAACUGAUGGAGAGGGAGUUUGCUGCCUUCUCUAACCUCGAUUCCCCCGACAUUUACUUCGAAUACUUCCCUACUCUCUAUCCCAAUCGCAAGGGUGAGUUUUCUUCCCACCGUCUGCUCCUUAUUUUGCUAGCAUUUAUGACUGAAAUAUUUGGUUCUGCGCAGGCUUGCGCAUCAUUCGCCAAACUGACUCCACCAUGGCCCGCUUGGAGCCGGUGGCGGGACAAAGUCACAGCGUCUGCGCGCCACACAGGACAUCGUCCUGUCCAUUUGCAUUUAACACAACAGGAAGUCUCUCAGACAUGUAGAUGGUCAACAUGUCUAUAGUGGACUGAAUAAUAUUACCGACAAAGACAAGGGAGACUGGAAUGGCCAUUUCAGGCUUAUUAGCCGUCGUCAGCCAGCCAUACCCAAGCCCGAAGUGUGCAACACCCGAGGCUCGAACUCGCGACCUGUUAGUUAGAAGUUCACGCCUCUAACCGCUGGGCCACGGGCUAAUGCACUGCUGUGCGACUGCGGGUUGAACUCGAGAGAGAGAGAGAGAGAGAGUCCGUUAGGCACAACGGGACGAGUGAGUUCCGCAAGAACGAUCGGUGAGCGUCCCUCUACCAUUAUGGUAUCCAUUUGUCUUCAGUGGACGCAGUUUUAACCGAAGAUAUCCUUCACAGUAUCGGCGGAAACCUUGCCGUCGAUGAUAUCUGUAGUUGAUUGCCAGACUGGCCGCUCUUCGAAUUUCAUAGUCACGCAAACUAUCAACUGUCGACAGUUGUCGAAGGUUGUCAUUGACGCAGUACGCUCUUUUUGAAAUUUCUUUCCACACAUGCCCAUCUGAGUCAACUUAUUAGGCCUUUCUAGAAUGUAAGUACUGUUUCAGAAUGAGGGCUUAUAAUCAAUAUAUUCCUUAGUGAGCAAAGUGUUUUCUAAUAACUUUCCUACUUUAAAACGGCCUGAUCGUGGCCUUUUUCUGGUAAAGUUCGAAUUCAUACAUCCUUUUCUCAUUCGCGUUCAUAGAGAACAUCUGAAUGGUCUCAGUGGGCACACAAAGAUACUUUUUAGUGUACGGCGAAUAAAAUCGUAAUCUUGCAUACUUGUAGACCGUUUCUGGGUACAGUUCUGUCAUUAAUGAAACAAAACGCUCCAAAUUCGCACAACAGAAUUUUUAAAGCCGAACCCGCCCUUCUUUUCUAGGAAACAAUGUAAUUUUUCGUAUCCGCCUUAGCCUGAUUUUCAUGGACGCAAAAUCCAAUCCUCCGUUUUGAGAAAAAAAUUGCUUUCGAAUUUUUCCUGUUUACAUUAAUGUUCGUUUAUAGCACAAUGCACAUAAACACGAGGUUUUCACCUGCGAGUUCCAGUAGCGUAGAUACCUAGAUAGGUCACAUUUUGCCCAAGUCUGACCUGUUUGUCUUUCAUAAGACAGAGUUGAAGUGAAUUCUUUUUUUAGUAGGUAGCUCUUUGCGCCUCAACUCAGCUCAACAAACCAAAACAACACUAAAUGCAUGGUAUACUGCUCAAUUAAAUUUCGAUCGCAACAUUUUGUCAGUUAAACCAUCUACUGUAUGUAUGCUCAACGGUGGUUUUUACUGUGCUCUCACCGAGGUCACUCCCGAUUUACGUUUGAAGUAAAUGAUCUCGCAAAUUAUUGACGGAAGUACGCGCGACAUGAUUUCUUAGGGUCAGCUCGAAAUUGUAGUGCAAGUUUGGGUUAAAGGCCAUCAACUCUUGCGCAGUAACCGCGUAGUGCCCGCUCUACAAACAAGUAGUACUACUAGUAGUGUACUAUCAUGUAAUAGUAGCUUUUACCUCAUAUUGUCUCAUAUUGUGCACAAGGGUCUGUAAGCGUCUGCUAUGGCAGUAUCAGCAAACUGUGGCCCUCGCAGCCUCGUAUGCGCUGGCAGUUAUCCGGCACCUGGUUCCCUGCCGGUAGAUGUGCUUACGCUCCCGCUGGGAAUACAGGUCGUGAGCAAAGAUGCCCAGUCGUCCUCGUCUUUCUGGCCCCUGUUGGGGUGUUGUUAUUGUAGGUUGGAAUCCAGGCCACUGUUUGUUAUGGACCAAGGGGUGUGGUGGUACGUUUAGGUGUGGGCCCGGCCGCGCAAGCCACCUGUUCCCACCUCCCACGUCUAGUCUUCUUGACUAUGUCCUGACACCGGGCUCAGGCAGGGAAUGAGGAGAGAGUGCUGUAGAUGCUGCGCAAGUCUACUCAGUACAAACAAAUUCGCACGGAAGUCACCGUGCCUGCUCCACCUUGGUGUGGAGCACAAGGGGGACAUCGUUAGGCACGACGGUUUAACUGUCGUCCCAUGUUGACUCGAAAGUAGAUCAGAAGCAUCAGAUAAACGGGGGCCUUUUUCUGGAGCUUUAACCGUCAUUAUAGACUUUGACAAUCUUGACAGAUAUCAUACUGUCUUUCCUUCCUCCACUGUCUCCUAGGUUCCAUCAUCCCCUUCUCCUUACGACUGCUCUAUGCCGAGUUGCCACGUCUUCUGGAUCGAAAGUCGGAGGCUCUCGAUCGUCUGUACUACCUUUCGGCCGUUGUAUGUCGGGUGAGGCACUCAGUUAUCCAGCAUUCCUCCGACACCUUACAGUCCUCUAUUGUGUCUUUCGACUUUACCUGUCCUUCAGCUCCCCGCACGGAAACUGCUCGCUCAGUAAUUUAACACUGUCGUGAUCCGCUUGGCAGCAGAUCAAGGGAGGAUAAAGCCAACCCGUUAGCUCAGAUGUCAACUUCUCGAUGGACAUAGUGAGACAGUCUUCGGUAGGGGUUAGCUGCAAAAAAAGCAGAUUCUCUAGGGAUAGUUCGGCCGUCCUACCCGUCAAUGUCCACCGUGUGCUCCACAACAGGAUGAAGCAGGCACGGUGAACUAGUUUUUAGUGAGAGUGGACUUGCGAAGCAUCUAACUCACCCUCUCCUCCCCUGCUCCUCCCCUGGACCGGGUGUCAAGACAGAGUCAAAAAGGCAGGGGGCCGAGGGAGGGCACAGGUGGAUGGCGCGGCCGAACCCGCACCUUGGCGCUCCACACCACACCCCCUGGUCUACAACAAACACUUGACAAGGGUUUUGACCAACAACAGCAGCAAUGACAACGACGGAAAGGAGGCGGAUGACUGGGAAGCCAUGCCAACGACCUGUAUACCCAGCGGUAGCGCAAGCACAUCUACCGCUAGAGAACCAGACGCCAGAGAACUGCCAGCGCACGCCAGGCUGCGGGGGUCAUGGUUUGCUGAUCAUGUCAUAGUAGACGCUCACGAACCUUGGGGCUCAGACAAAGUGCAAUAGACAAUGGACAAAGAACAAAGAAUGACGAGAACCGACGAAUAGGGGUACAGAGACAAAGGCAGGGUGCUAUGGGUAAAGGCUGGUUACUAACAAACAGUUAGUAGCAAACAAAACAAAAUAAUAGAAAUUGACACCAGGGAUGUCACAGACUGCAGUUCGACUGAUUAUCAGUGGCAGGACUGCGCACCGACCUGGCAAGUCAGUUACCUGUAAAAGGUUCACAGGUCAUAGCGGUAUUAAGGCUUCUUGAAUGUUGGCUGCAAACAAGGAGGCUUUCAAUCGCCGUCUAGCACAACCCUGGAACUUGGUGCAGGCGUCUAACCGCGAGCCCAAGGACUGCAAAAAGCCAUAUUUUCAACAAACUGUCCAGCGCAGCUGGUCUCCGGCGACCAGAUGUUCCGAACGCUGUCAUUGUGCUUGUCCUUCAGCAGUUUCCGACGCCCUUCCCAUGUUGAGUCUGAGGACCGUUUACCGAUUGUAAACAGCUUUCGAUGUUCGCCUUAACCUGCCAUUUUCUUCGAGGUUGAAAGGACUGCACUUACAUGCAGUAGGUGGGUUAACUCAUGAAAUGCCGGCCGAAAUUUCGAAGUGCGUUCUCGUGUCGAAAAGAUUAAUUAAGUAUCGUUGUAAAACUAAUCACCGUCCAGCAUAAUUCUAUAAUGAUCCAGUUACGUCAGGGUGCCUUCUUUCGAAAAAACCUUUUUCCGACUGCAUGCAAGAACGAUACUCUGCAAAAAUGACUGCUUAAGUAGCAUGCAAUUAUCUCAUUGAGUUUAGAUGCCCUUGAAAAUUCAAUUACAUUUCAUGGAAAACAUGCAUGAAAAUACUCAUUUGUACACUCUUUCGGUAGACAUUUACGUGAAUAAGACGCUUAUUCCAGCGAUCGUGUCUCCUUCUAGUCUGUUCACCUCCGUUCCUCAAGGUCCUUUCUCCUAGAACUCACGAACUAGUACCAAGUCGGCGAACGAUGGGUAGCCGUUCCCACCGUUUUGUGUUCCGUAUUUUACCCUCCCCCCCUCUCCGCCUAAACGGGUCACUCAGUAGAUGCGCUGGAUUAACACACGGGCCAGAUGGGAUUUCCACAUGCGUUGUCGGUAAUUCGCACCCAUCACAAAUGUUUACAUUAGGGGUGUGACAGCGGUACCAGGUACAGGCCCAUGUCACACCAGUUGGUGUCUGAACCCUCCCCUUUUUCUUGUUUAAAAUCCUGGUCAGUGGACGUUGUGGACCUGGGUGUGUGGAGGGGAGCGCCCAGGUGCAGGUUCGGUCGCACCAUCCGCCUGCGUCCUCCCCGCCUUCGGUCAUCUUGACUGUGUCUUGACACCGGGCUCAGGUUGGGGGGGGGGGGAGAGUGCGAUAGACGCCGGACAAGUCUACUGCAACUCACGCUCAAGUCACCGUCCCUGCUGUCACCCUGUUGUGAAGAACACGAUGGGCAUCGUCAGUCAUGCAUGGUUCGUGUCGGAGGAGGAUGUAUUUGUACAGUAGCAAGGAGCCAUUGCGUCGUCCUCGGGUCUUCAUUGCUUGGUUUAGUCUCCCCCUAAAUAAGGAACGAACCACCAUCGCCACUAAUUCACUUCUUUUUCCAUUUUAGUUAAUAAGUAACCUCGAGAACGGUUACACCGAGGACGGCACCAUUACCUGUCCCAGUGAUGAAUACAAGCAGAGUGAGUUCUCUCAUUCCCAUUUCCUUGGACUUGUCUGUGAUUUUGCACAAACCCCUCUGAUGAUGGGUCCAAGUGAGAGUCCGAAACGUCAGCGAAUAUAGCUCUUGUUCCAGCGAUCGCUUCUACUCCUUAUCAACAAACCCCUCCCCUCCACAUUCACACUUAUUUCAGAUAGCUUGCCUAGCACACUUACACGAACCAACAAGGCAUUAGCCGACGUCCUUGAACGUGCUCUAAACUGGGCGGUGCCGAUACUGCCACCGCAGUGCCAGCGUCCUUCGGCGACGCCAGCGACAGUACGCGGACUAUAGCCGUCUAGUAGACCAAAAGGCCGCCUGAACCGUGGCUCGCUUAAGGGCAGCUGCUCGGAACUGGCAGUUCGAUCGUCGCGGACGACGACGACGACAACUACGUCCACGAAGUGAGGUAGACUUGCACAGCACCUACCGCACUCCGUUUCAAUCACCUGACUUUGAUGGAGAGACGGUCGGAGGUACGGAGGCAUUAACCAACGUCCUUGCACGUGCUCUGAACCGGGAGAAUUUGGUGGAAUGGGGAUGUCGUUGUUUCCGAGUAGGAAGUGUGACGAUCAAGGAUGUGAGAUCAACUUAAACCACGCACAAUAAGUUCGUUUCGUCUAAUGUCAUAAAUCAGGGAACUGCGGGGACUAGUUUAUUCUAUACACAGGGCAGUUUGCCGUAAGUUGGCUGUUUGCUUGCGACAGAGAUAGUCGUCCGUUCACGGAGAGUGUUAGUCGCGGUGUGUUGUUUACGCGAGAGCGAGUGUCUGGGUCAGCAGGAGGGGAUGACUGGCCGAGUGUUGGUCGUGUGGUUGGACAAAUUAGGGAGAAAUAGCGGACGCAUGCUCACAAGGCCUCACCGGGUAUCAAGCCAGAGCGUUCGACGUGCGUGAGGUGAUGAAAGUUUGUGAGGUCAGCCGAGAGUCACCGCAGUUGGACCGAAGUUGUCCCAGUGUCAGCCGGCGGGGUGGCCGUGUGUCAACAGCUGUCGCGGCCAUCGUUCGACAAAACAGAGCCGGAGAAAAAAAGGGGGAAUGGAGGGGCCGCUACAGAAGCUGCACUGCAAUGGCUGCGCCCUCCAGCGCGCGAUAGACCAAAAGGCUGCCUGAGCUGUGGCUCGCUCAAUGGCGACCUCACGGGGCGGACAGUUUGAUCGUCGCGGAGGACGGCGACGACAACUACGUGCACCCUGUGUCCUACGAAGUGGGCGCAGUACUUAUGACUUGCACGCCAAUCAUUUUAUAGUGAGACAGACUUGCGCAGCACCUACCGCACUCGCUCUUCUUUCGAUCACCUGACUUUGACGGAAAGACACUAUCAAGACCACCGGAGGUAGACUCGGGCGCCAUCUACGCCUGCUGCACACGCACCCAGGCCACAUUCAGAAGGAGCCAUUUCAGCCUGACUCUCAGUCCUUAAAUGGAUCGACUUAUCCCGUCAGUUGGUUGCCCUCCAAGCCCGUAGCGUCGUGGUAGAUUCAAGCGAGUCACAUUUAUUUUUGUGAAAAAGACAGAGGUGUGCGGUAAUUAUGCUGGAUGGAGGAGCGGUGACAGUCUGCGCACUCCUGUAGGAAGAUGAGAAUUUGCGUUGAUUUCCGAACCCGGGAAUCAGGAGAUGCGCCUUCUCUUGUAUUUUGGGUGUUGUAAUUGAAUGAGUUUUUCGUUGGACACUUUUAUUAAUUAGAACAACAGGCUUCUAUCUUCCUCACUCUCCGUCCUCGCCCCCGGCACACCAGUUUAGGAUUCCAGAAUUGCGUCACUGGACACAAGAAUAAGAACCCCUCUGGAAUUUAGUGCAUGAUCCACGCUCCUUUAUCCCACUCGAUUCGGAAACUUCUAUUUCAAACCUGACACAUGAUGGCUUACGACUUCAUCUGAGGUCAUCUUUAACACCUGCCAGCACUAUAAACUCCAAAGCUAUUAGACUGUUCUGCAGUCCAGGGAUUCUGGCUGUUAUUCUGUACGACUGCUCUGCUGUGUGGGCCCAUCAGACAAACCCUAGGUCAAAAGGGGGAGCGCAAGCCAAUCUGAGCCAACCCUCUCCGUCUCAUGAAUUGCAUUUCUCUUUCAUACAAAUCCUGCACUCUCUCAAUCUGCGGCAAUGUUUCCGCUUUUUCUCACAAAGGUUCCCUUCACCUCUGGCGUCGACGCGAGUGUCGCAUUCUCGCCUGCUGCCUCAACAUCUACCUCUCCGAUCACGAUUACCCCUCAGCCAUUGAGACCGCGGAGCUGAUGAUUGAACAACUGCGACCCCUCAACGAACACCGGCCUCUUUAUGCUCUGCUUGGCCGCCUUUACCUCCGGGUAUGUAACCCACCCCCGGGGGGUCGUUGUAGGCUCAACCGCCCUCUCUCUCUCACGCUAGGCAUUAUCUGAAGUGUGCGGUCGCUAGACGUGGUGUGUCCUUUCUGCUGCCAACUUCAUCCCCGUGUAACCUUCUCUCCAUCUCUUGCAGGCAUCCGACUAACGGUCGAACCGGCAGCUCUGACUACGUGUUUGUUUCGAUGAAGAUUUCUGCCUGCCAGUAGUCUUAUUCCCAGGCAGCACGAUAUACCAUACUUGACAGCACUGGUAUUAGCUAAAAGUCCAGACACCUGCAUUUCGCCGAUAUUCUACCUCAGCUGCGAGGGGUUCGGCUCAUCCAUGGGUCCCCCAGUAUUCCCUGUAUGCUUUUCUGGUAGAUACUCCAGUGUCAUGCUGCGACAGAAUAUCGGCGAAACACGUGUCUGGGCUUUUAGAUAGUACCUGUGCUGACAACUACGGUAUAUCCUGCUACCUAUGCAGGUAUUGAAUACUUCUAUAGGCAAGCGCAGCAGAACAGAGUCUCCGUUUAAUUCCUGGUUUUAGGGGGUUGCCACCUAACGAGAUACUUGCGCCCCCUGGUCUGCAGUGACUCCUAGUUGUAACCCUUGUAGUAACAGCCUUUCUCUGUGAGGCCCAAUACUCACUUUUUGAACACUGGCACGUGGCAAGUGUUGCAAGGCGCAUGAGCAUAACGCCAUCACAAGUGCACUACUAACAUCAUGUCAGUAGCAAUGAUAUAAUACUAAUAUUAGUGUGGAGAGGGCUGAAUGCCCGCGUACGAAAUACAGCCUGCAUUGAAUUGCCGCUUUGUGAGAUAUCCAGCACUUACUUCUCGAAGACUGAUGUCCUGCCGGUGCGGCGGCUCAACCCCCUUGUUUUACUCGCUUACUUUGCUAAACUUCGUGAACAUGAGUUCCACCAAGCCUAUUUUCACCUUCAUUAGUUUGGUGAUUUGGAAUCCGCUCAGAGGAGUUUUUCAAAGGCUCUGGAUGGCCUGGACCCCAACGACGACUACGCCAGGGCUCAAAAGCGGACGUUUGAGUGA